CUCACCACCACCAUCUUACCACGCCGCGGCGACCAAUUUCAACGCGUUGGUCGCAUACUCUCCCUUCCUCUCUUAUACUGGUCGCAUAUCUACAUUUAUAGGUUUCGCAUUGCGACAUUGGAAUAUCCAUUUGUUAUUUCCAAUUGAGAAUAAAGCGUUCCGCAAUCUCACCAUGGCCACCAAAACCGCGACAGCCACUGCGCCCGCAGAUACACCACCAACAGCCACCGCCGCAGAACCUGUAGUCCCCAAGAAGCGCGGACGCCCGAGGAAGGUCGUCGUCGAGGAACCUGCUGUGGUGGAGGAAGUGAAAAAGGCAACCACGAAGAAGAUUCAUACAAAGACAGCGAGCGCAAAGGCUACGAAAGCUACGAAGAGCGCAAAAGCGGAGACAGAGGAGGGGGUGGCCGAGGCUGUUACAAAGAAGACUACAAAGGCGGCGAAGAGCACUACUGCGACGGCAAAGAAGGCUGUGGCUGCUGUGAAGAAGACGGUUGCGAGUGCGACGGGGAGUAAGAAGGCUGCCAGUACGACAUCAACACCUGCUGUGGAUGAGAAAGAGGAUGUGGGAGUAAAGACAGAGACGAAGGCGACACCAGCGACGCCGGUGACGCCGGAGACAAGCAAGAUAUUACAAGAGGUUGCUGCGAAAGGGACAUUGAAGAGCGUAUCUACAUCUUCUACCACAACUACGACCAUACCUCCGCCAACUCCUGCAACCACAAAGACUCCCGCCGCAUCAUCACCAGCAGCACAACCUCCAACACCCUCUCAACCACCAAAAGCAACAUCUCCACCACCCUCGCAACCUUCAAAACCAAUCUCACAACCCGCGCCCACUCCAUCCGCCGCAAAACCACCACCACCGCAACCCACACGAACAACAACAAUACCCCUCCCCGCAAAACCUCACCACCCACCACCACCCCGACCCUUCCAACCGUCACACCUCCGCACCCCAAUUGACACCCCCUCCUCCUCUUCGACCACACGAGCAACCAUCCAACAACACCCUCCGAACUCAAAGCCUCCACCUCACCCACAACCCCAAACAAACCCCGACGGGUCCCUACACAAGAAAUACAAGCCCGCGGCGCGCAGAGUCACCGCAAUCAUGGUCGGCAUACCAAUCGUGGUCGUCACAUCGUACGAACUGUACAGACGCUUCUUCGGCGACAAAAUAAACCUAAAAUACGACUUCUCCUCCCCGAUCUCCUCCUCUCAAGGAACGAAGGAGUUCCCGUCGAACAUGAUCGAGAAACCAGCUCCGCCACCUUCUCCGGAAGCUUCUUCUUCGUAGAUAUUGCAUCGUAACGAAUUGUGGCAUAGCGUACCGCACAGCACACCGCACCGCAUCGUCCCGCGAUACACCGACAUCAAACUGGUUUUCUAGUACUAUAUUCUUACCCAUCAUCCCCCCGCCGCUUGUGGGAGGAAAUCACAUCACACAUACGCAACCGAAUCGAAUCCGGCCGGUUGCCAUCCAUCUAUCCUCUUAUAAUGUAUCUAUCUGACGAGUUCAACACGAAUUCAAUAUCUCAUAUUGGGGGGAGGCGGGUCUUUGGACAAAAACGAAAUCUCGCUCUAACGUCAUAUCACGAUAAGGCGGGGGAGGAAUUGGAUAUAAUGAAACGCCGUCGCAUAUACACGCCACACGCCACUCACAUCAAAUGUCACAUGCUGAUAGAAAUGCUUUUAAUGAAAUAAUAUGUC
This is a messenger RNA of Aaosphaeria arxii CBS 175.79, 1713 nucleotides long. RefSeq lists its product as uncharacterized. NCBI's taxonomy places the organism in Eukaryota, Fungi, Ascomycota, Dothideomycetes, Pleosporales. The transcript has 2 exons. The record is from RefSeq and is a predicted model, not a curated record. Bases 173 to 1300 code for a protein of 375 amino acids.